AUGAUAGCACAAGUUUCGAGACAACAUAAUACAUGGGACGAUUUGCUGCCCGAAAUAAUGUUAGCCAUAAACACUAGUGCAUCAGAAUCCACUGGAUAUUCGCCGGCAUAUCUGACACAAGGACGAGAACCGCGACUGCCCCAGGCAUUAUAUGAUCAGCUCACAACAGGAACUGGUGCUAGAAUAGUCUUACCAGAAGACCGUGCCCAGGAGUUGAAAGAAAUAUUUAAGAUAGUGCGUCGAAACUUGGCAAAAGCAUCUCAAAACCAGCGGAGACAGUACAACCUUAGACGACGAGUUUGGAAACCAAAGAUUGGGGAGCAAGUUCUAAUUCGUCUACAUCCUCAGUCGAAGGUCGUCGAAAAUUUCGCCGCCAAACUAGCGCCCAAGUACGGAGGGCCGUUUGUCGUACAAAAGUUCCAAUCUCCAGUAAUCGCUGUAGUCCGAGGAAAGGACAACAUUACCCGCGUCGCGCACUUAAGCGAAAUUAAGCCUUUUUAUGAAGAACAAAAUUAA
Molecule: messenger RNA, 516 nt
Organism: Musca vetustissima
Lineage: Eukaryota; Metazoa; Arthropoda; Insecta; Diptera; Muscidae
Exons: 1
Coding region: 1-516 (171 amino acids)
Molecular function (GO): nucleic acid binding
Source: RefSeq, a predicted model, not a curated record